GGUACCGGCAGGGAGCAAUGCCAGGAUGGCCUGCCAGCUGUGCCUCGGGUGACGAGAGGGAGCUGCUGGGCUCAAUCCCUGAAGUGCCGUCACAAACGGAUCCACAGGGAGGGCCCGGAACACGAUGAACAGACUGAACUUCCACAAUAACAGAGUCAUGCAGGACCGACGCAGUGUCUGUAUUUUCCUCCCCAACGAUGAUUCCCUCAACAUCAUCAUAAAUGUCAAAAUAUUGUGCCACGAGUUGCUUGUCCAGGUGUGUGACCUGCUGCGGCUGAAGGACUGUCACCUCUUCGGGCUCAGCGUCAUCCAGAACAACGAGCAUGUGUACAUGGAUCUGUCCCAGAAACUGUACAAGUACUGUCCGAAAGAAUGGAAGAAAGAAGCGAGCAAGGGUAUAGACCAGUUUGGUCCCCCCAUGAUCAUUCACUUCCGAGUCCAGUAUUACGUGGAAAACGGCCGCCUGAUCAGCGACCGGACGGCCCGCUACUAUUACUACUGGCACCUCCGGAAACAGGUCCUGCGCUCCCAGUGCGUCCUGCGUGAGGAGGCGUAUUUCCUGCUGGCGGCCUUUGCCUUGCAGGCCGACCUGGGGAACUUCAAACGGAACAAGCACUUUGGGAAGUACUUUGAGCCCGAAGCUUACUUCCCGGCUUGGGUGGUGGCGAAAAGAGGGAAGGAUUACAUUCUGAAGCACAUCCCCAUCAUGCACAAGGACCAGUCCGCUCUGACAGCCUCCGAAGCCCAUCUCAAAUACAUCAAGGAAGCCGUCCGGCUGGAUGACGUCGCUGUGCAUUAUUACAGAUUGUACAAGGACAAGAAGGAAAUCGAGGCCUCCCUGACACUCGGGCUUACCACAAGAGGCAUCCAGAUCUUUCAGAAUCUAAACAGCGAAAAGCAGUUGCUUUAUGACUUCCCUUGGACGAACGUUGGAAAGCUUGUGUUUGUGGGCAAACGGUUUGAGAUCCUGCCUGACGGUCUGCCUUCGGCGCGCAAGCUCACCUAUUACACGGGCUGCCCCACGCGCUCCUGUCAUCUUCUCCGGCUUCUGAGCAACAGCCACCGCCUCUACAUGAACCUCCAGCCCGUCCUGCGACAGAUCCGGAAGCUGGAGGAGAACGAAGAGAAAAAGCAGUACCGGGAGUCCUACAUCAGUGACGCCCUGGACCUCGAUAUGGACCAGCUGGAGAAGCGUUCCCGAGCCAGCGGGAGCAGCUCGGGCAGCCUGAAGCACAAACGCCUCUCUCGCCACUCCACAGCGAGCCACAGCAGCUCCCACACGUCCGGGAUCGAGACGGACCCCAAGGCGAGGGACCGGGGGGCCGAGGAGGACUUCCUGGUGGCCGCCGUGCAUCGCAAGCUGAGGGCCUGCAGCUCCAUGACCAGCCACGGCAGUUCCCACACCUCCGGCGUCGAGAGCAGCGAGAAGGAGCGUUUGGGCGAAGAGGACUCCUCCCAAGAGGAUGAAAUAGAGAUGCUGGUGGAUGAUCCCAGAGAUUUAGAGCCAUCCAGCGAAACAUCUCUGGACGAGGAUGUUAGUCCUGACGUGUGCAUUUACAUUACAGAAGACAUGUUGAUGGCCAGGAAGUUUAACGGACACUCAGGCUUGGUCGUCAAGGAAAUCAGUUCGUCUACUUCCAGCUCCUCGGAGACGGUGGUCAAGCUCCGUGGCCAGAGCAUCGAUUCAUUACCACAGACUGCUUGCCGAAAGCCAAAGACCUCGACCGACCGGCACAGUUUGAGCCUAGAUGACAUCCGGUUGUACCAAAAAGACUUCUUGCGCCUGGCCAGUCUGUGCCAGGAGACGGCCCAAAGCUAUACGUUCGGAUGCGGCCACGGGCUGGCCGAGGAAGGCCUCUACUGCCACGGCUGCUUGGCCCAACAGUGCGUCAACAUCCAGGAGACGUUUCCCGUCAAAAGGGCCAGCAAGUACUUCUCUUUGGAUCUGACCCACGAAGACGUCCCUGAGUUUGUGGUCUGAUCCUUCCUCUCCGGAUGUGCCGGAGAGAUGACCUGACCAGCUACCCCGGUUUUCGUGAACUGUUUUUUGUUGGUUUUUUUUUUUGGUGCCAUAGGGGAAUAUUCCCUUAAAAUAUCUCUUUUUUUCCCCCUUCCACCCCCUGCCCCCGUUUAAAGCAAAAAAAAAAAUCAUGGCCUUGUAAAACUCUUGCACUUUUGACCGACGUCCAUCCCAAGGGUGGAUUCGUCAGCACCAGAGUUUCUGCCCUAGGGCAGAAUUUGAUCCGGGUUCAGAUUGGUUGGUUUUUUCAGAGACAGGGACUCUUCUUUCGAAGGUAGCUCCCUCUUCAUGUCUCCUGUCUUCUUUUGGCAAAAGAAAAAUGCACGGCGGUGUUUCUUCGUUUAAUUUUGCUUCUUCAUGAUAUCCCUUGUGGGGAAAAACAAAUCCGGAGAAGUCUUCCAAUCUACGAAUGCCAGAGAGUCCCAUAAAUUCCUACUUUUACUUUUCCACCAUCAGAGUACAGUAUAGACACGAGAAAGUCGCUGUGGAUGUUUCGCUGCACUGUGUCAAGCCAAAGAAAUGCAAACAUCCCGGAAGGAUGACGUGAGACCAAGAUGGAAGCCGUUGCAAGUAAAAAGGACUCUACGUGUGUUGGAGAAGACGUGGGGUGGACUGGGAUCCUAUCCAUCCAUCUGGCGGCUCUUUCUUUCCCGGUCUCACACAUGCACAGAAAGAAAAGCUAUAAUCCCUUCGGAAGCUUCUGUCUGGUGUUUUGGAAAGUUUACAAAGAAAAAGAACCCCACAAAAACUGGUGUUCAGAAAAUGGGAUUUGGAAAGCUUCUGGAAGCUUUUUUUUAAUUUUUAUUUCUGAUGGGGCAAAAAAAGAAGAAAGAAAGAAACUUCAGAACAAGUAACUUGUAUGAAUGUAGCAAUAAGAUUUGCUGACCAAAGUACCUUACGUUAGGGAGAGAAAGAGAGAGAAUAUAUAAAAAUACGUAUAUAAGUUUAUAGAGAGGAAUAUAUGUCUAAUGUAUGUUUGAAUUUCUAGACUCCAUGACAUGUUUGUUUUGUUUUUGUUUUUUGUUUUUUAAAUGCUUUCCAUUAGAUGCCUUCUUUCUUUUCCUGUUACAUAUUUAGUUGUAAACUCUGACUUUGCCCAUGAAGACGUAAAAUGCCUCUCUUUUUUUUGUUUUCCAUAUUGUUAAGGCUAAUCUCCUUCCUGCCCCGCUGGCCAAACAAUACAGCUUAAAAAAAAACCUGGUGCUUCCGUAUAAUCUCCAGCUAUUCCUCCCCACUCCUUUUUUUUUUCCUGGUAGGAGAUAAGAUUCCAGCAUUCAGAACAGGACAGUGCUGUGGCUUUCAAGUUUGUUGUUCCUCUAUCUGUUGUAAACCCCCCUCCCCCGGUAGGAAAAUUCCCCAUUGCUUGUUUUCCUCCAAGCAAUAGAGGGUUUCUUAGAAUGGGUUCUUUUUUUCAGGCCCUAGACACCCAUCUCGUCCCUGUGGUCUUGCCCCGCACGUCUGCCCGUUUCUCCUGGCACCGGAAUGUCAUGGAGGGAAGAUCAAGUGUCAGGACUAUCCGGAUAAGAUGAGGUCCUGCUGCAGAGUUCUUCCCUGUAACGCCAUUUUGUACUCUUAGCAUAUGAAGAGCCCAGCUAACUUCUUCCACUCCCAGAAUUCCCCCGUUCUGCUCUGCUCUGCAUGACUGGGAGAUUCUGGAAGCGAUAGCCCAGCAUAUCUGGAAGACACCCGUUUGCAAAAAAAAAGUUGGAAAACUGAACCACCCCUAUGUUUUGAACAGUUCUUUUGCCUGCACGACAAGCUGCAGUUCAGAGUUUUCAGCCUCUGCUGCAUUAGGACUGAGGCAUGGGCGUUUAAAGGAUGACUUUGCCUGUCUUCCUUCUUCACCGUGGCGCUUUUUCCAUUAUAUUCCUUUACUUGCACGCAUUUAAUGCUCCUUAUGUGCAGAUCAGACUCCAACAUGGGCAUGUGGCAAACAUAUGCCUGACAGAUUUUGGAGGCGCAGAUAUUUAUAUUUUCCUAAGAAAUAAAAGAUUGUACAGGUACGUGCUUCAGAGAGCUGAAAAGAGUUGUGGUUCCCGGAUCUCGGGUGGACAUGCCAGGGUGAAUGUAUAUUCUGCUUCAUAGACCUUCCGGGGUGGCCUCUUGGCCUGGCUGUCUGGCCAUUUAGGUAGUCGACUUGUGUUUUAGAUAGCCAGCUUUUCUAAGCUCCCAUGAAAACAUGGGAAAAGGUUCCCGUGUGAAUGCAACCGUCUGGAAUGGUUGCAUCAAAGGUUACUCUAGUACUUGGUACAGGAAAGAGAGCAGACGUGUCAGCUUUGUUGUUCUGAAUGGGAAGAAUGGUCUCCCCUGUCAAGAAUUUUUUGCUUUCUACGUUUUCUUCAAGCCAUUUUGCCAAGGCAGAGGGGAGGGGGUUUGUGGAGCCACCUGCAGCCAAGAGGACAGACAGCACAACGCCUUUUAAAAAAAAAAUAUCCACAGACGGAGGGAAUUAUUUUCGAAAGCUUUUUGUAUUCACAGCCAUAGCAUUGCCAUAUUUUGAUAACGCCACCUUUUUCUACCUGGAGAAUUUCUUAAAUAGAUCUAUGUAUGUAAUGUAUAUGCUCGAAGCAUAAGGCUAUUUUUUUAUAAAAAGAUGUAUUCUUUAGGUUGUUUCCCCCCCCCUUUUUUUUUUCCUCUGGAAGGGAGUUGGAGAUUUUCCAAAAUGGGUUAUCCGGCCGAUCCGUGUUAUUGUCAGGCCGAGAACGACUGUAUAAAAGAACAGAGUAGGGAAAAAAAAGGUGUCCUAUUAAAAUGCCGCCUGUGUUGCCACGUGCUUUUGGGUGUGUUUUGAACAGGCUGCCUCCUGCCACAGCGGGCAGGAAAGGGGCUGCUUCGCCGCGGGUACUUUCCUUCUCCGCAUCCUUUCCCUGGCGGAAGGCGUUUGCAACCCUUCCCAUUGAAACUUGCCUCACUCCCAGGGCUGCGGGUUUGGACCCCGGAGCACUUCAGCUGACGAGUGGUCUUUGCGCGGUGUUUAGCUGUGCUUUUCCUUCGUGCGGACGGUUCCCUCUGCCCGGACGGACCUCUCUGCCCUCCGCGCGGUCCAGAGCGGGCCUUCGCCGCUUGCAAACGCCGAUUUCCC
This is a messenger RNA of Pogona vitticeps (central bearded dragon), 5102 nucleotides long. The record is from RefSeq and is a predicted model, not a curated record. NCBI's taxonomy places the organism in Eukaryota, Metazoa, Chordata, Lepidosauria, Squamata, Agamidae.